CAUUACCAAAGCCUAACUUUGCGGUCUCAAUUGGUAGGUGAUGUAAUAAUUAUUACACAAAUGAUUUCUCAAAAUUGUUAUAAACCACAAAAAUAUCUAUUUUCAACAAUUUUUCCCUGUUACAGGAAAAUAUAAUAUUGAAUAAAUAAAUAAAAAUAAAAAAAUAAAUAUCCUCUCUUUUACAUUUCCUGAAGAAUCUCGUUGAUUUUCUCUCUCCUAAGAAUUCUCAAAUCUUCCUCCAAUUUAGCAGCAAACCAGGUUCCUCUCUCUUAUUCCGAUCUCUUUGUAAAUAUAAUAUAUAGUUUUGGAUAAUUAUAAACUUUAGUUUUGGGUAUUUAGAUUUGAUUACUGGAAUAAAUAUAAUUAUUUUGUGUAUGUUUUGCUGUAAAUAUUGUUGGGGUUGAGUGUUGUCAAAGAAAAGGUGAAGAAUUUGAGCUACCCAUUUCCUGGUUUGGGGUUUUUUAGAUUGCUUAGGUUAAUGGGUUUUAUGGGUAUUUGAUUAUUUUUGCUAUUAGAGGUUGUAUGCUGUAAUUUACAGCUUUGAUUUGUUUAGCUUCAUAAAUUUGUUUGAACUUCAUUAAUUGUUUAGGUUUUAUUGGUCAAUAUUUGGAAUUAUAAGGUGAAUUAAGCUUAAUUUGGUGUAUAAUCAUUACACAUAGAUUAGAUUUUACAAAGGGUAAGGGAGAAGAGGGGAAUUUGUGAUUAGUAAGCUGAUUAAGUAAGUUAUUGAUUGGUGAAGAUGGUUGAGGCAAUUGCAACUGCAUCUCUUCUAGGCUACCGGCCGCUAUAUGGCGGCUGGGGUUUGGGGGAUGCUAAUUAUAGGAGAAAACCUAUUGAGAAUGCCCGGUUUCCGGUGGAGAGGUUCAUAGGUGGAAAGAUGGCUUUGAAUCAAUGUUUAUGCAAGAAGAGAGUUGAGAGGGUAGACAUGAGGUCAAGGGGGUCUAUUGUAGCCCUUGCAAUGGAGUUGACGAAAGAGGCUUAUGCUUUUAAGGAAAAGGAUCGAAUACCACGAACUUGGAAUGAUAGAAUUGAAGUUGACACUGAUUUAAAAACUAGCAUGUGGCCUCCAAAUAAUAGGGCUGAUAAUCCGUCUUUGCAUAACCCUUUGCUUCGGCUUGAAAGGAUGGGUUGUGGGUGGCUAGGUGCUAUAUUUGAGUGGGAAGGGGUUAUAAUUGAUGAUAAUCCUGAUCUUGAGAAGCAGGCUUGGCUAGCUCUUUCUCAAGAGGAAGGAAAGACACCUCCCCCGACUUUCCUUCUUAAAAGGAUAGAAGGGAUGAAAAAUGAACAAGCAAUUUCUGAAGUCCUCUGCUGGUCUAGAGAUUCAGCUGAAUUGCGAAGGUUGGCUUCUAGGAAAGAAGAGAUAUAUCAACGAUUACAAGGUGGUAUAUAUAGCUUGAGAUCUGGGUCUCGGGAAUUCGUGGAUGUGCUCAUGGCAUACAAGAUUCCAAUGGCGCUUGUUUCUACCCGUCCAAGAAAAACAUUGGAGGCUGCAAUUGGAGAUAUUGAACUUGAAGGGGUGUUUAGUGUGAUUGUGGCUGCUGAGGAUGUUCAUAGGGGUAAGCCUGAUCCUGAGAUGUUCAUAUAUGCAGCACAAAGUCUAAAAUUUAUACCAGAGAGGUGCAUUGUCUUUGGAAAUUCAAACCAGACUGUGGAGGCAGCCCAUGAUGCUCGAAUGAAAUGUGUUGCUGUUGCUAGCAAGCAUCCUGUUUAUGAGCUUGGAGCUGCGGAUUUGGUUGUCAGACAUUUAGACGAGCUUUCAGUUGUGGAUCUAAAAAACCUCGCUGCUGUAGAAUCGCCUGAAUUUCAGGAGCCAGAGUUGGAGAUGGAGGAAGAAAUCGAGGAAGACAGGCAUUCAUCCAGGCCAACUGGAGUGGAUGAUAUCUUCUGGUAGCACACUCAAAAUGUACAGUAUGUUGUCAUCUAUUUGUUGGUAAAAAUAUUGGUUUCUUUUCCUUUUGUAUAGAAAAUUAGGACAAAAAAGUAGAAUUUAGGGGUGGUCUGCAUUGGACUACCUUUGUUACUCUUAUGUAUGUGGAUUAUGUUCAAUAUACGAGUUUGUUACUUCAAUUGCUCAUAAUAUUCAAGUUUGAUGUACUUCAUAAAUAUGUAUUUUUUAUUUUCUAAAUUUAUCUUUAGAAACAUUUUGUUA
Molecule: messenger RNA, 2149 nt
Organism: Chenopodium quinoa (quinoa)
Lineage: Eukaryota; Viridiplantae; Streptophyta; Magnoliopsida; Caryophyllales; Amaranthaceae
Product: 5-amino-6-(5-phospho-D-ribitylamino)uracil phosphatase, chloroplastic-like
Exons: 1
Coding region: 740-1891 (383 amino acids)
Source: RefSeq, a predicted model, not a curated record